Molecule: messenger RNA, 1028 nt
Organism: Lampris incognitus (smalleye Pacific opah)
Lineage: Eukaryota; Metazoa; Chordata; Actinopteri; Lampriformes; Lampridae
Exons: 3
Source: RefSeq, a predicted model, not a curated record
AUGAAGGCCCGUAGGGUGACGAGGGCCCGUAGGGUGACGAGGGCCCGGAAAGGGGACAUGGUGUUGGACAGCGAGGUGGUCCUGACCAAAAUGAAGCUCUUCAACAACUUCCACGAGAGGCUUAUAAUAGCUGACGACACUGUGUCCACCACUUCCACAGUGUCUGUUUCCAAGCAGGACUCCUCAGAGCCCUUCAAGGCCCCGGAGGUGAAUUCCCGCCUUGACAACAUGUCUGGACAGCCUCCCAUGGAAUCUGGCUCAGACUACUUGUCAACCAUUUUGCCUCAGUUAUACAAAUUCGAAUCAGACGACUCUGGAGUGGAGCUGCCCAGUGGGGCUAACUCUCCCUCAACGCCCAUGGGCUCGGAGCAGAGCUUCGUUGUCCACAGUCGGAACUCAUCCUGUGACUCCUGCAACCUGAAUGCCCCUGCCGCCGUCCCUGACACGCUCCUCACAUGCAACCAGGAAUCCGAGGUCACACAGGCCUCAAAGGACUUAAAGGACAACCUCCUAAAGACAACUGUGGAUGCUCGGGACAGCAUCCUUAUCACAUCAGAGGGACUCGCCUCCUCGGUUGACAGAGGAAAACCACACACGUCUGAGGACAUGGAGGGCAGACAGUGCACAGCUUUGAUGGGCAGCUCUCAGAACGGCAAGGAGACCUGCGAACAGCUUGACGAGAAAACCACAGCGACUGACAGCACAGACUCGGAGAGUGCCAGGACCCGGAGCCGAUGCUCCUCGGAGGCUUGUGACAACAUGACAGACGGUGAAUUUGAACAGCGACCUCUGAGGAGGAGCACCACCAGUGACAGCCUGGAGGAGUAUAUGGAGGAGUGCUGCAGGCUCAGCGAGGUACAGCAGGCUAGCGCUAAUCCUCUGGGCUCGGGUCUCGGAUAUCUGGAACACAUCUGCCAACUCAUAGAGAAGAUCGGUCAGCUCCAGGAGAGCAACCUCCGCUUGCAGAGACAGAUCUGCGGCCUGCAGAAGGAUGGCAGGAUGAGUCGGACUAAAGAGGUUUGCUUUUG